AUGUGCGGACCCUGCUCGCCAUCCAGCUCCACCGCACCAUCUUUGGCGCAACAAGGCGGUCACGAAGUUCGCCAUCCUUUCGUCGCUGCUCCCCACGCUACAGGUUUGGAUGAUGCGUUAAGAGUGGCGUGCGGAUCACUCACCGGGCAGCUUGCAACCAACGCUCUGGUGGAUGGGCAAUACCGGGCCACAUUCCGCUCGGUCAAGAACGAAAGCGGGAUAUCAGCCGCUGUCAAAAACGUCAAAUUUUGGGUCGGUAUCGUGUGCCUCCACGUGAGCCUCGUGCUUGCCUAUCGGCGCGGAGAAGUGGCGCAAAAGGUCGUCAAGCGGGCAACUCCGUAA
Messenger RNA from Klebsormidium nitens, 342 nucleotides. The record is from the annotation of a GenBank genome assembly. Lineage: Eukaryota; Viridiplantae; Streptophyta; Klebsormidiophyceae; Klebsormidiales; Klebsormidiaceae.